Molecule: messenger RNA, 669 nt
Organism: Echinococcus granulosus
Lineage: Eukaryota; Metazoa; Platyhelminthes; Cestoda; Cyclophyllidea; Taeniidae
Exons: 7
Coding region: 1-669 (222 amino acids)
Source: RefSeq, a predicted model, not a curated record
AUGCAUGCGUCAUUUGAUCAAUAUAAGUUUGCAGUUUUUCUUUUUCUUGAUAGUAUUUUUGUACUUCAGAUUCUAUUUGAGGAAGGAAAACGUGGUCACGCCUUGGCAAGUCUUGGGACGCUGCAGCAAAUUCAGAAGAAAACAUCUAUUUAUUUGAGGGAAAGGGUUAACAAUGCUUUUUGUUUUGUAAUAUUUAAGCAACAAACUGGAUUUUCUGCUUCAAUCAAGCUACAGGUAGUAAGUGAUCCAUUAAACUUUUUGUUAAAGAAAAAAAUCCUAGUUAGAAAGCAUGAAGUUGGUUGGUUUUUCUUCUUUUCAGUAGAAAAGCGCAAAACAAUCAAACCGAAGCAGAAGGAAUCACAGGAAACUGAAAUGACAUAUGGAUUAAAAUACAUACGGCAUAUUCCAAGACAAAAAUAUGAAAGCGGCUUUAUCAGAAGUGCACAUGAAGUUAAUCCCAUCUCCAACAAUUUGAUGUUUCAAGUAACAGGCAGAUAUUUCAAAAAUUCAGUGAGCAAAAGGGAGUUUGUGAUCUUGGAAGUUCAUCCAACCGACAGUAAGUCUUCAGAAAAUACUUUUAUUUCAUUUGCUUUGAUUAAUAACUGUCUAAAUUGUGGGAGUUUUAUUCGAUCACACAAUGCUAGGAGUAUUGUAAUACACGUUUGUUAA